ACAGCAUCCAUUCGCAUCUUAGUUACGAGAGUUUUAACAUACAAAAAAUAAAAAAUGUUUUUCAAAACUUUGAUCUUUGCCGCUUUAUUGGCCGGCAUAAACUGUAGAUACAUUCUAAUUGACGAAGAUUAUUUGCCGGAAUUAAUUGAGCAUACGAGGGUUAGGAGACAAGUGCAGGUGGGAGCUGGUCUUGAUAAUAAGGGGAACUGGGACUUGGCAGGCAAAGUACCGCUUGCGAAGUCUGAUACUAACAUUCUCAGUGCAACUGGUAUGGCUACGAUGGACCCUAGCCACAAGCUGACCUCGUAUGGAGCUGGUGUGGCUUUGGAUAAUAUAAAUGGCCACGGACUCAGCCUGUCAGGCAGACAGAUUCCAGACUUCGGGAAGCAGUUGACAGCUGCAGCCAACUUGAAUCUUCUCAACACACCUAACCACAAUUUGAAUGCGAAUGCGUUUGUUACAAAGAACAUGCCAAGUAUACCGAAUGUACCCAAUUUCAACACCUAUGGCGCAGGCGCGGAUUACAUGUACAAGAACACACUUGGAGCUUCACUAGGCGCAGCACGCACUGAUUUCCUUCAAAAGACUGAUGUAUCUGCGAUGGGAAAACUAAAUCUCUUCAAGACGCCUAGCUCUUCACUCGAUUUUGGCGCUGGUGCAACGCGAUCCUUUUCUCCCUUCAUACCAAAGAGCAGUUGGGAACCGGCGUUUAAGUUUAACUUUAUGAAAUCAUUUUAAAUAGUUUAAGCUGUGUUAAAUUCGGAUAAGCAUAGAGAAAAGACAAGUAUGAAGAAUUGAUAUUUUCGGCUGUAUUAACAUUAUAUAUAUAUGUUUUUGUAUUUUACAUUUUCUAGCACGUAAGUUGCCAUUGCCAUGCGUUUAGCAUAUUUACUACUAAACGUACUAAAAGUACACGUGCAUACUCUUUUUUAUAACGCGAAUGUCUUGCCAAGUUGCGUACAUUGACAAAACAAUAUUAGGUAGUGGUACACUGUCAAUUUACUGGUGAUACAUAUAGUUCAAUGACAUUGUAUUCGAAAUAACAAAUUUUAGCUAUAAGGUUUAAAGUAUUGGCGUUAUGUAAACUUGAACUUACUAUUUAAGUUCAAGUCCAAUCUAAGUAAGGUAUAAAUAUUUAAUAAUUUUAUAGUGACAAUACAGGUUAUAAAUUAGCAAGCAAUGCUUAAUUGUGUGUAAUCAAUUAUUACAAAUAAAUAAUAGUAAACAUA
Molecule: messenger RNA, 1229 nt
Organism: Pieris napi
Lineage: Eukaryota; Metazoa; Arthropoda; Insecta; Lepidoptera; Pieridae
Product: attacin-E-like
Exons: 4
Coding region: 55-738 (227 amino acids)
Biological process (GO): defense response to bacterium
Cellular component (GO): extracellular region
Source: RefSeq, a predicted model, not a curated record